AUGGUCAAUUCGCCCAUCUACCCCCAUGAGCUCACAGGACGUACUAUCCGCCUGCUUACGGUCGAACCAGGCGACCCAGAAACCCCACUGCAUUGCAACCUCACGGAAACAUGUCUGGAUACAACUCCGUCUUCUUACUACGCCUUGUCGUACUGCUGGGGCGCAAACCACUCCCCUGUCCAGAUAAUAUGCAACUCGCAUCCUCUUCUAGUAACGCCCAACCUGCAUUCCAUCCUGCUCGAAUAUCGUCGCAGAGAAACCGGAAUCCCUCUUUGGGUCGACGCUAUAUGCAUCGACCAAUCUAAUAUCACGGAGCGCACAUCUCAAGUUCGCAUGAUGGACCAAAUUUACUCCGAAGCGGAGUGCGUCGUCGGCUGGUUGGGCGAAGCAGAAGCGACCGAUGAGAUGGCAUUGUGGGUGUUGAAAGAACUGCAUCUGCCUUGGGCUGACUCCACGGAUAUACCGGUAAUGGAGACUGGUGAACGUGCUCUGGUAUUAGAUGGGUAUUACGCCACAAACGUGCCACAAGCGUACUGGAAUGCGCUGGCUGCGUUCCUCCUACGACCAUGGUUCAGCCGUAUCUGGAU
Alternaria postmessia is the source of this 587-nucleotide messenger RNA. RefSeq lists its product as uncharacterized. The record is from RefSeq and is a predicted model, not a curated record. The annotation marks the transcript as partial. Lineage: Eukaryota; Fungi; Ascomycota; Dothideomycetes; Pleosporales; Pleosporaceae. The transcript has a single exon.